Messenger RNA from Alosa alosa (allis shad), 1065 nucleotides. RefSeq lists its product as uncharacterized. Gene Ontology annotation, molecular function: ribosome binding. The transcript has 6 exons. Gene Ontology annotation, biological process: inner mitochondrial membrane organization; protein insertion into mitochondrial inner membrane from matrix. Gene Ontology annotation, cellular component: mitochondrial inner membrane. The coding region runs from base 89 to 946 and encodes 285 amino acids. NCBI's taxonomy places the organism in Eukaryota, Metazoa, Chordata, Actinopteri, Clupeiformes, Clupeidae. The record is from RefSeq and is a predicted model, not a curated record.
CAUGCUGCGUUAGUAAUUUAUUCUGAAUUUAACAUUAUACGCUGCAGAGUGUUGAAAGAAAUCACAAGUGGAUAGGCAUGAUACAGCCAUGGUCAAUAAUUACGGGCCGAAGGGACUCGUAAUGCAGCGCAUCGCUUACUUUGCAACGUGCCAUGAACUUGGAGGGAUAAUGGGGUGCAAGCCGUGGGCCUGUCCUUGGAAGAGAAACCCUCCUGCUAACCAGACCCCAUUCAGCUCCUGGGCGUUUCUACAACCAUGUAGCUCCCGUCCGCUGGAAGGGACAGAGUUCUCUAAUUGCACCUUGCAUAAUCUAAGGAGACAAAAUACGCUAUUUGUCUGUCAGAGAUUCAGACAGUACAGCAGCGACAGUGACAAUGAGCCCAAGAAGUCAAGACGACCAGCCAUCUCUGUCGUGGGCAUUCCAGAUCCCAUCUCAUGGAUACGAAAUAAAAUCAUAAUGGUCUUCAUUGAACUCUAUUUUGAUAUAAAUAUUUCUAGCGUGGAAUUUGAUACUGGAGUGAAGCAGGCUGUGGUACACGUCUCUACAAUGGUCUCCAAUGGCAAGUUUGAGGAUUUGAGGGGUGUUCUGUCUGAUGAGGCUGUUGAAAGAGUCAAGACGAAAUACAACGUUUUAUCAGAUGUCCAGAGAAGAAACAUAGCUAUCUGUUCAGAUGAUAUUGUGUUUUUACUUCCUGAAGACGUCUCUGUGAUCUUUGAUAAUCGAGGGAGGAAAUAUUGUUACGUCUUGAUGCGCUUGUGGCACCUGUCAGAUGCAGAUAUCCCUGAGGACCCUGAGAGCACACGGAUCUUCAGAGUAGAGGACAGCGGAGAGGACCCAUCUAAGAAGAUUGUGACCGCUGUGUAUGAGUUUCACCAGGAGCUGACCAGGGGAGUCGAACCAGACUGGACGGUGACACACAUCUGGCACUGGAAACAGCUGGAGUGACGUGCAAGCCUCAUCAAAUGGCGCCUCACAUGGAGGACAUUCUGGAUGUCCGCCACACUCCCAUUUUCAUGAUUUUCAGAUUGCUCAAACACAAUAAAUUAUUUCAUGGGUUAACCCAA